CCACCGCUACCAUACACGACAUGCGCGACGUCGAAGGCGAGGUUGUUCCAACACGCGAAGCCGCAACGCGCUUUGCGAUCUUCCUCCUCGUUGUGGCCGCAGCGCUGUGCCCCAUCCACCUGUGCUCGAGCGCAGCGCGCACCGCGGCAGGCGUGACGCGGCUCGGGUUCCCAGACAAACGGACGUACGCUGCGUCCGUCGGCGCGGGCACGGCGCACACCUUUGCGCGCACACCGGACGGCGUGCUCGUCAGCUUCUUGCCGACGUGGUGCAUGGUCGAGGCGUGUGCUUGGGUCGUUGCGGGCCUCGCUGUGGGCGGGGCGCUCGGAGAGGAGGGCGCUGAUUAA
This is a messenger RNA of Vanrija pseudolonga, 347 nucleotides long. RefSeq lists its product as uncharacterized. The record is from RefSeq and is a predicted model, not a curated record. Bases 21 to 347 code for a protein of 108 amino acids. Lineage: Eukaryota; Fungi; Basidiomycota; Tremellomycetes; Trichosporonales; Trichosporonaceae. The transcript is spliced from 2 exons.